ACAAUUGGAAACCCCUAAAUAAUAUGACUUCCGAAGGAAUGUAGGUGUGGAAAGCUUUGACGAUUAGCGAAGAUCACAGCGAAAAAGCUAUGGAUUCCAAAAUUGAUGAGUUCGACACCAAGGAUUUGACCGCCCUUCCAGCAGCCUUCUCUCUCAAAAAGGUUCUCAACUACAGCCCUCUUACGGACCCAGAAUAUAUCCGUGUGCUGCGAAUAUCCCCAGACCACUCCGAUGAGAUUGUCGUGUCCCUCGAAGAAAUUGCGCUCUCAGGCAAUAUUCCCUACGAAUGCCUGUCGUAUACCUGGGACGGGCCCACAUUCGGCGAUACUGGCGAGGAAUGGACCUCAGAUCGCAAGCAUAUUGUCUGUAAUGGAUCCAUCAUUUUCAUCAGACAGAAUCUGUAUGAUUGCCUUGUAGAGUUGCGAAAAGUCGGUAUUGUCGGUCCAAUCUGGAUCGACGCAUUAUGUAUCAAUCAAAACGAUAUCAACGAGCGAAAUAAGCAAGUGGGGAUGAUGGGAAGAAUCUACAAGAACGCAACUCGAGUAAUUGUUUGGUUAGGCAGAGAAGACGAGCAUACAGAACUAGCUGUUUCCAGCUUGAAGCGCAUAAGACUGACGGCAGCCGAAUGUCUACGAGAUGAAAGUAUAGUUCGACGGGAGUACGCUCGCUGUAACUUCACGAAACGAGAACGUAUUGCGAUUUUGCACUUCAUCAAAAACAGACGUUGGUGCAACAGAUUAUGGACAGUGCAAGAAACGGUCCUUGCUCGCGACUUGGUUUUCAUCUGUGGAUCGAAUAUUGCGAGCGCGGAUAUGGUGUGCUGCGGAAGCCUGUUCGCCGAUUAUAACAGAGAAGACUUUUUCGACAUCUGGAUCACAAACUCUCCUUCGAUGCAGAAUUCCACUGGUCUUCGCAGCUUUCUUGAAGUAUUAAAGGUGAGGGAUCUCAACCAGCAGAGUGAAGGGUCACCACCUCCCUUUGCCAAUGUCGUGCAUGCAUUCCGUGACUUACAAACCUCUGAUCCUCGGGACAAAAUCUACGCUGUACUGGGAAUAUCUGAUUGUCAUCAUGACGAACUCUCUUCAACGAUGACCGCCAACUACGAUGUCUUGGUCCAAGAUUUAUAUAUAGACGCUGCACGAUAUGCUCUACAUACCUACAGUCAUAUAGAAGCUCUCUCGAAGGUCGGCGAACCAUCUAAGCAGAAAAUCAACGACUUGCCCUCAUGGGUUCCAGACUUAUCUGUUAGUUUGACUACACUUGGACUGGAAGAAGAGAAAGAUCGAUUCGCUACUGAUGGGAGUCAAAAUAGCCUGCCAAUACUUGAGAUCAUGGACAAAGUCCUUGUCCUGAACGGACAUGAGUGGGAUCGAGUCGUCGCAAGGAGCGGGACAAUUGGUGAUUUGGGAGAUGUUUCCGGAAUUGCCCAAUUAUUGAAAACGUUCAAAUCUGACCACGACAUGUAUUUUGGCUCUAUGGACACUCGCGAGGUAGCUGUUCGGCGACUACUAAUCACGGAUCGUCUCAUUGAUGUAGCACAUGCUAGUGACAGCUACAACAUGGAAGCUGCGUUCGAGAGGCUUUUCUUUGCGCUUCUUGCGUUUGCAUUGAAGGCAAGCGAAGAAACAACUUUAUUGAGACUGUUCUUGGAGGAUCCUAAGGCCGCAUUCAAAAGGUUUGGAGUCCCAGAUUCGUAUGACUGGCUUUCGGAAAUACUGGUACGCGGUAAAGAGAAUUGGGAAUUCCAAAAAGAUAAUUGGAUGAAGAAUCUCGAAACGAUACCUUCCAACUUUGCCAAGGCUUUAGAUAUCAUCGAUGAUCCUUAUGCGUUGUCCUGGGCUCGCUAUUAUAGUAAUCGACGCUAUUUUCGUAAGUGAUGCUUUCCCCUCGAAGUCCCCAGAACUCUGUGCGGAACCGAGCAUUCUGACUCCAACCUCGGUGUCAGAUAGUUCAUAUUUCAUACACCAGUUUGAAGUUUCCGAUUUCGUCAAUAACUCACUGAUGAAUAAUCAGGUACUGAGCGUGGCUAUCUAGGCCUCGGGUUGAAAAGCUUGGAGGUGGGAGACCAUAUCUACAUAAUUCGAGGGGCUUCGGUCCCGUACGUAUUCAGACCUAUCUCAGAAGAUCCAGCAGAUGGAUUCAGGCUCAUGGGAGAGGCGUACGUCCAUGGCAUCAUGUAUGGAGAAGCACUUGCCAACGGUCCUCUUCGAUAUGAAAGGAUGGAAGUUCAUUGAUAGUCCCGGGACGGAGAUCGAACCCUGAGUAGAAGUAAUUUGGAGCCCUAUUUCAUUGGAACAUAUCAAUCACAUUCUGUUCCACAAAUGAAC
Mollisia scopiformis is the source of this 2327-nucleotide messenger RNA. RefSeq names its product HET-domain-containing protein. The record is from RefSeq and is a predicted model, not a curated record. Lineage: Eukaryota; Fungi; Ascomycota; Leotiomycetes; Helotiales; Mollisiaceae. The coding region runs from base 90 to 1877 and encodes 595 amino acids. The transcript is spliced from 2 exons.